Molecule: messenger RNA, 3101 nt
Organism: Dromaius novaehollandiae (emu)
Lineage: Eukaryota; Metazoa; Chordata; Aves; Casuariiformes; Dromaiidae
Product: sulfate transporter-like
Exons: 2
Coding region: 12-2282 (756 amino acids)
Biological process (GO): transmembrane transport
Cellular component (GO): plasma membrane
Molecular function (GO): oxalate transmembrane transporter activity; chloride transmembrane transporter activity; bicarbonate transmembrane transporter activity
Source: RefSeq, a predicted model, not a curated record
CAAAGUACAUUAUGUACAUGAAUGCAAUACUUCAUGGGCGUGCCUGCUCUCCUGUCUUACUUAGAUCUGGUGCAAUGGAGGACACGUCAAGUCAGAAGUCAGGACAGAAUAAAGACACACUGAGCUCCCUCACGCCAGAAGAGUCUCCUGUCCAUCGUACAUACAUCAGGUUGGAGGAAUAUGAGCCUGUGGACCUCAGCACCCAGGAUCUCAUCCUAAAGAAAGCCAGAGAGGUCUGCCAAUGCAAUAUUCAAACUAUCAUCACCUUCUUCCGUCAUCUGUUCCCGGUGUUGGACUGGCUUCCCCGUUACAAUGUCAAGACACAGUUGCUUGGGGAUGUCAUAUCUGGGCUGCUGGUGGGGAUAGUUGCCAUUCCGCAGUCCAUCUCAUAUUCCUUAUUAGCGAACCAGGAUCCCAUCUAUGGAAUCUACACCAACUUCUUCUGCAGUAUCAUCUACUUUGCUAUGGCCACAUCGCGCCAUAACUUUGUUGGCACCUUUGGUGUCCUGUGCCUGAUGAUUGGGCAGUCUGUGAAUCGGCACCUUCAGCUAGCAGGGUACAGUGACGACGAUGCUGACUCAGUGGCGAAUUCCACCUCCUCCGCUAAUGGGACAGAUGUCUGUGACAGCAGUUGCUAUGCCAUCACUGUGGCCCUUUCCUUAAGCUUUCUGGUUGGUCUUUACCAGAUCCUGCUGGGGAUUUUACAGCUGGGCUUUGUGUCUGUCUACCUGUCAGAACCUCUCCUCAGCGGCUUUGUGACUGGCUCCAGUCUCACCAUUAUCACUUCCCAGAUGAAGUAUCUGCUGGGACUGAAAAUCUCUCGUCACGAAGGGGUGGGGUCCUUCAUCUUGACGUGGGUUGACCUUUUCAGAUACAUCCAGAACACCAACAUCUGUGACCUGGUGACCAGUCUGGUUGCUUUGGCCAUCAUUGUGCCUGUCAAAGAGAUCAAUGACCGGUAUAAAGACAAGAUGAAGGCCCCAUUCCCUAUAGAGCUGGUGGUGGUCAUUGUAGCUACAGUGCUAUCGCACUACUUCAACUUUGAAGAGCGAUACAAUUCUGCUGUUUGCGGGGACAUCCCCACUGGUUUCAGGAAACCCACCCUACCAGAUAUAAAACUGUUUUCCAGCCUAGCCAUUGAUGCUCUGCCCAUUGCUAUUAUUGGCUUUGCCACGACUGUCUCCCUGGCAGAAAUCUUUGGCAAAAAGCACGGCUACGCUGUUCGUGCCAAUCAAGAGAUGAUCGCCAUUGGCAUGUGCAACUUGAUCCCUUCUUUUUUCUACUGCUUUGCCAGCUCUGCAGCCCUGACGAAGACUCUGCUGAAGGAAUCCACGGGGACCCAGACGCAGGUCUCUGGCCUGGUCAACUCCUUGGUGCUGCUACUAGUGCUGCUGUGGAUUGCUCCACUCUUUUACUCACUACAAACAUCCAUCCUGGGCGUGAUCACUAUCGUCAACUUGCGGGGUGGCCUGAGGAAGUUCCGUGACACCCCCCGAAUGUGGCAGCUCAGCAAGGUGGACACAGUGGUGUGGUGGACGACCAUGCUGGCCUCCACGCUGAUCACCACAGAGAUUGGGCUCCUUGUGGGUGUCUGCUUUGCUCUGCUCUGCAUCAUCUUCCGCACACAGAGACCCAGGGCCACGCUCCUGGGCAAUGUCAGCAACUCAGAAAUCUAUGAGGACCAAUCCACUUACAAACAGCUCAGCAGUGUUGCCAAUAUCAAGAUCUUCCGCUUUGAGUCAUCCCUUUACUAUGCCAACAAGGACUAUUUCAAGACUAUUCUCUAUCAGAAAACUGGGGUAAACCCUACUCUGCUGGCUGCUAAGCAUCGAAAGGUGGAAGCCCAGGCAAAUGCAGACACAGGCAAGAGCAAGAACUUUUUCUUCACCAGGUUUGACUGUCUGAAACCUGCCAAGAAAAGGGCUGAGAAAUCUCCAGCAGAUGUCUGUCCUCCUUCCAUAGAUAUGCACACCUUAAUCAUUGACUGUGGGGCUAUGCAGUUCAUAGAUACGGUGGGUUUCUCUGCGCUAAAGGAGAUGCAUCAUGACUAUAAGGGUAUUGGUGUCCAGGUACUCUUGGCCAACUGCAACCCUUCCAUCCGCCACCUGCUCCAGAAGGGAGGCUGGGCUGGCAAAACAGACUGUGGCAGCCAGUUGGCUUUCCACAGUGUCCAUGAUGCAGUGAAGUUUGCUGAAAGGUGGUACCAUGUGCAGCAGGAGAGCAAGGAGAAAAAGGAUGCUCUCCUGGACCCUGAAGACCUGAGCUUCCAGUCAUCUUUGUAGACUCAUGUGUGAAGAAUGGUGGAUGGGUUUGGUAUGUACUUCAGGGCAGUUUUAGGACACUCAGAGCAUGCAAAAAAGACUUCAAUGAACAGCUAGAAGCAGGCACAGGGUAAAAGGUUUGGGGAAGGUGUAGACUUCAGAUUACCAAUAGGUAAACAAUCUGAGAGGCAUUUCAAGAUCAGUCAUGCAGAUAAAAAGCCUAGAUAGCUUUUAACCCUUCUCCUGCAGAGGCUGACUGGCAUGAAUGUGCUAGUCAAUGCUGGCCAUUCCUUGCUGGAGAUCUGCAAAGUGAAAAUUUCAAAGUAUGGAGGAGCAGGAAUAAAAAUGCUCUGCGUAUCUAUCAAGGUAGGAGAAAUUUUCUAAGGACCAGAAGAGCCAUGGCAUGGUUUUCUCCAUUGGGGUUGCACAGUCAUUGUCUGAUUGUCCCAUGGUGAAGUUUGAGAGGGGAAAUAUGGCCCUCUGAUACAACCUAAGCAAGCAAGAGGUGUGCUGGGCAUGAGAGAGGGUUACAGGAAAGGGGAUGAGAGAAUGGCAGAAAGUAACAGCUGUGUCAGACUAGUGCUCUCAGCACAGAUGGAUGCUUCUGAGCUGGAAGGACUUCUGCCUCUCCCGGCCUGACUUUGAAAAUUGCCUCCAAAGGGGCAUCCCCAAUCCCACUUGGCAGUGAGUGAGGGCUGUGCAGCCCUGCUCUUGAACUUGAGUUCACCAUUCAUAGCCAUGGUGUGAGCUGUGCCAUCCCCAUCCUCUGAGCUGCAGGGUCUGCUCUGCUUAAGUGCCACAGCACGAUUCCUGCCACUGGCUGACAAAGCAGUGGGACAA